AUCAGAGACAGGGAGCAGACGAUUGACAACAAGGAGAAGAGAAUCAGCGAGCUGAGAAUGAAGGCCAAGGAGCUGGAGAAGAUUAAGUUUGUGCUCGACUACAAGUACAAGGAGCUGAAGAAGGAGAUCGAGCCCAAGGAGACGCAGAUCAUUCACAUGAAGGAGCAGAUCAAGGAGAUGGACGAGGAGCUGCAG
Messenger RNA from Guillardia theta CCMP2712, 195 nucleotides. RefSeq lists its product as hypothetical. The record is from RefSeq and is a predicted model, not a curated record. The transcript has a single exon. The annotation marks the transcript as partial. NCBI's taxonomy places the organism in Eukaryota, Cryptophyceae, Pyrenomonadales, Geminigeraceae.